Messenger RNA from Vigna unguiculata (cowpea), 2057 nucleotides. Its product is annotated as laccase-4-like. The record is from RefSeq and is a predicted model, not a curated record. NCBI's taxonomy places the organism in Eukaryota, Viridiplantae, Streptophyta, Magnoliopsida, Fabales, Fabaceae. Gene Ontology annotation, biological process: lignin catabolic process. Gene Ontology annotation, molecular function: hydroquinone:oxygen oxidoreductase activity; copper ion binding. Gene Ontology annotation, cellular component: apoplast.
GCAACACACAAGGACACAUAACAAGUACGACAAACUGAGACACCGAAAGUGUAGAGAGGAUUCAGAGUGAGAAAAAUGGAUUCUCGUUUGGCUCGAAUCAUGCUUCUCAUGGCUUGCAUUCUACCAGCUUUGGUCGAGUGCAGAGUCAGGCACUACAAAUUUCAUGUGGUGGCGAAACAAACCUCUAGAUUGUGUUCAAGCAAAUCUAUUGUCACCAUUAAUGGAAAAUUCCCAGGACCCACUCUUUACGCCAGGGAAGAUGACACAGUGCUGGUCAAAGUCAUCAACCAAGUCAACCACAAUGUUACCAUCCAUUGGCAUGGUGUGAGGCAACUGAGAACUGGUUGGGCAGAUGGACCAGCAUAUGUGACACAGUGCCCAAUUCAACCAGGGAAAACCUAUGUGUACAAUUUCACCCUUACAGGUCAAAGAGGAACACUUCUUUAUCAUGCACAUGUUAACUGGCUAAGGUCAACUCUCCAUGGUGCCUUGGUUAUCUUGCCAAAGAGAGGUGUGCCUUAUCCUUUCCCAAAGCCAGAUGAUGAACUGGUUGUGGUAUUAGGAGAAUGGUGGAAAUCUGAUACUGAAGCUAUUAUCAAUGAAGCACUGAAAUCAGGAUUGGCACCAAAUGUCUCAGAUGCUCAUACCAUUAAUGGCCUUCCAGGGACAGUUACCAAUUGUUCUUCACAGGAUGUUUACAACCUGCCCGUGGAGGGUGGAAAGACCUACCUGCUGAGAAUUGUCAAUGCUGCACUCAAUGAGGAGCUUUUCUUCAAAAUUGCAGGCCACAAGCUUACGGUGGUAGAAGUUGAUGCCACAUACGUAAAGCCUUUCAAGAUUGAAACAAUAGUGAUAGCCCCUGGUCAAACCACCAAUGUCCUACUAAAUGCUGACCAAAAAUCUGGCAAGUACUUGGUGGCAGCAUCUCCUUUCAUGGAUGCUCCUGUUGCUGUUGACAACUUGACUGCCACAGCAACAUUACACUACACAGGCACGCUUGCCACCACUCCCACAUUUCUCACCACCCCACCUCCCAAAAAUGCUACCCAAGUUGCUAACAACUUUAUCAGCUCUCUUAGAGGCCUUAACUCCAAAAAGUACCCUGUCAAUGUCCCACUAACAGUUGAUCAUUCACUUUUCUUCACUGUUGGGUUGGGCAUUAACCCAUGCCCAUCUUGCAAAGCUGCAAAUGGGAGCAGGGUGGUGGCUUCUAUCAACAAUGUCACGUUCCUUAUGCCAACUGUUGCCUUACUACAGGCACAUUAUUUCAACAUCAAAGGGGUGUUCACCACUGAUUUCCCUGCGAAUCCACCCCAUGUUUUCAACUACUCAGGGCCUGGACCAACCAAUUUGAACACCGUAACUGCCACAGUUCAAGUUGUUCUACAAGAUACUGGAAUCAUUGCACCUGAAAACCACCCCGUCCAUCUCCAUGGGUUCAAUUUCUUUGUUGUUGGAAAAGGAGUAGGCAACUACAAUCCCAGUACUGACCCAAACAACUUUAACCUUGUUGAUCCUGUUGAAAGAAACACUGUUGGAGUACCAGCUGGAGGAUGGACAGCAAUUAGAUUCAGGGCAGAUAAUCCAGGAGUUUGGUUCAUGCACUGCCACUUGGAGGUGCACACAACAUGGGGACUAAAGAUGGCCUUUUUGGUGGAGAAUGGCAAUGGUUCUGAGCAAUCAGUGAUACCCCCACCGAAAGAUCUUCCCAAAUGCUAAAUAUGUUACAGUCAUCAGUUAAUUUGCAAUCUACAAACCCUUCCAUUGCUGCAACAAAAAAAAAAAAACAAAAAUCAGAGCUUUGGAGGGAUACAGAGAAGCCAGGCAAAUGAAGAAGAGUAAAAAGAAAAGAUUAUUUAAUAAGCGAAGGCCAGAAUGCUUUUUUCUUUGAGUAAAUAGGAGAAUUUGUUCAAGCACGUUCAAUAAAAUGGAGCGCGCAUUUUGGUUUUCCUCUUGCAAAUUCAAAUUUUCAAGACACGCUAUGUAUGUACCGGAGUCAACAAGUGUACGCUCUUGUUUGUUUCAUGAAAUACAAAAGGGUUAUUUACAUCGUUAAA